This is a messenger RNA of Triplophysa rosa, 1340 nucleotides long. RefSeq names its product taste receptor type 1 member 2-like. The transcript has 2 exons. Gene Ontology annotation, molecular function: G protein-coupled receptor activity. Gene Ontology annotation, cellular component: membrane. Lineage: Eukaryota; Metazoa; Chordata; Actinopteri; Cypriniformes; Nemacheilidae. The coding region runs from base 322 to 1242 and encodes 306 amino acids. Gene Ontology annotation, biological process: G protein-coupled receptor signaling pathway. The record is from RefSeq and is a predicted model, not a curated record.
UUGUGACCUUUACUCAUUGUGUCUUUUUCAAAGUUUAUUGCUCUUCAUCUGAGUUCAGUUUGGAUGGAGAUUACUUAUUGGGUGGCCUUUUUCCAGUGCAUGAAAUUCAACACGCAACACCCCUGCUCUCCCCGGAGGCCAAUGAAUGCUUUAGGUAAGCAAGGAUUUUUCUUGUUUUGUCAUAUGAAUGCUUAUGACACAUGUAUUAUUAAUGUUGUUUAUUGUUUAUUAUUUUUGUAAAUUAAAGCAACAUUUCCCCAGGAUUGCAUUUAUGGUAAACUAAUACAGAAGGUAAAUUAAGUGCCAUUAAUUUCUUCACUGAUGUUUUGUAGGCACACUCUAUCAAAAUCUGGUUAUCUGAUGUUUCAAGUAAUGAGGUUUGCUGUUGAGGAGAUUAAUAACUCCACCACUCUGCUGCCUAAUGUUUCUCUGGGCUAUGACAUUUUUGACUAUUGUUCUGACACUAAGAAUUUCCAAUCAGUCUUCAGUUUCAUUUCACAGAAUGGAUCGAUAAAACCUCAGGAAAAACUCAACAGCCAUCAGCCUAAAGUAAUUGCUUUAACAGGACCAUAUGGAAGCACGAGAACUAUUACUAUUGCACCACUGGUCACAAUGGACCUUAUACCACUGGUUAAUUAUGGAGCUACCAGCUAUACGUUAAGUGAUAAACUUCGCUAUCCAUCAUUUAUUAGAACAAUCCCUAGCAAUAAAGACUUGAUACAGAUGAUUAUUCGCAUCAUACAGUGGUUUGGAUGGAACUGGGUUGCUUUUCUUCGAGACCCAGACAUUUACAGUGAAGAUGGCCUACAGCUGUUUAACAGUUAUAUCAAAAAUACUGGCAUUUGUUUGGCCUUUCAUGAGGUUCUGAGUCAAAGUUCAAACUACAGUCUAACUUUUCAAAAGAUUAAUAGGCUCAACAUCAAUGUCAUUGUGGUUUUCACUGGGUCACAAUAUGCAAAGAACAUAAUCAAAGAAGCGAUAGCAAACAAUAUCCGAAACAAAGUCUGGAUUGCAAGUGAAACAUGGUCUAUGAAUCAACAGCUUCCAAAAGAGCCGGGACUUGAGAAAAUUGGAACAAUAGUUGGCAUUACAGAGAGAAUUUUGUCAUUGCCUGGAUUUCAUGAAUUCAUCUAUAAAGCCAAAGGAACAACUGAGAUUUAUACUAAUGAUAACGCUGAGAGUGAAAUCCAGAUGAAGACAUGUAAUCAAUAUUGUGACAACUGCUCAAUGUUGACCGCAUAAGAUAUUAUAAAUGAAGAUCCCACAUUCUCCUUUGCUAUCUACUCUGCCAUAUAUACCAUAGCUCAUGCAUUACAUAAAGUUCUUCGGUGUGACAUCAA